UACAUGUGGUAAUACUUCAUGUUUCUAAGUUAUUAAUUUGUUUAUAUAAUUUUGUGGUUAAAGUGAUGACAAUGGUUUAAAUGUUUCGGAAGGUUUAUUGCUAAAUAUUUUUGAAAUUAAUUUCUAAUGUCCUGUGUUUAAACUACAAAAAAGUAGCAUGGUAGUGCUAACCUAGUUGCUUUGCCGCGAGAUGGCCAAGAGGGUGGCGACGACGAAGCUGGACCACGACAACUGGGACGCGGAGGAGUCCCCGGAGGACGCGGGGACCUACAGCUCGGCACCCACCCACGUCCUCAAGCGGAGGGUCAUCCUGAAGGCCCAGCGGCGGGGCAGGACCGCCAACUCUGCGGAGAGUGGGUCCGCGCCGGCAGUUCCUAACAUAUUCCGAGACAUCAAGCUGACGGGUGUCCCAUCAGCAGCGCCAUCAUUCAGCUUCCUCAGCAAGAAUGAGAGUGAACCUUCGAAAACUGAAACUCCUUCAUCAGUGCCCCAGCCUACUUUUGUUUUCAGCAGCACGGCCCCUACUUCGGUCACCCUCACCAAGACGGCGGAAAAAAUGCAGACCGCGCAGAGCUCGAACACCGUGCCGGAGAACGAAGCUAAAAGCGCUUCAGUUACUAAUUCACACACUAUUUUUGAGACUUCUGGCACGAGUGCAGAAACAAAGUCGAUCGCGCAGAAUACAAGUAGUAGGUUGUUCAGCAACAAAACAUCAACCAUGAGUAGUGGGGCUACUGCAACCACAGGUAAUGCCAUCCCUACCGCUCCACUCCCUCAGACGUCCUUCGGGAACAUUUUCGGCAACCCUGCCCGCAACCCGCAAAGUGCUGACGCGAUGCGCGAGAAAGCGGAGAACAGAACAGACACCGGCCAGUUCAGCUUCGCUCCGGGCGGCAAGAAGGCACGAGCCUCCGCCGAGGAUCUGAAGGAGCUCUUGGUCAAAGAAAAUGCAAACAAGAGCACGGAUUUGACUUCUGCGAACGACUUCAUCGACAAAGAUAAAUAUUACCUGAUGCUCAACGGACUGAACAAAAGCAUCGCGAACUGGAUCAAGGAAAAUGUCGAUAAGAACCCGCACUGCAUCCUCACGCCCAUAUUCAGCGACUACAUAAAUUACUUGAACGACAUAAAGACCAAGUACGGCAAGGUGAGGGCGAGUGGCGCCGCCGGUGAGAAGAACGAAAUGGUGCCAUCAGUUUCACCGGUGCUGUCUCCCAAACGAGACAAGGAGAAAGUUACGGUGAAUGGCAAGGAUAAAGACCAGAGCACCGGCUUCUUGCUGCCCGUAUCCCUGGGCUGCCUCCCGCAGGCGACGGCGUCCGCGAGCAAGCCCCAGGCCCCGACGCCUUUCUCAUCGUUCACGUUCACAUCACAGCAGACAUCCUCUAAACCAGAGGCAGGCGCCCAGUUUGUACUGCCCACGGUUGGCAACACUGCAGAAGCAACGAGCUUCGGCAGCAAGCAGGAAAGUACCUCCGAGUCCACGGCUGAGAAGGCCAAGGACAGCACCGAAGACGACGACGCUGAGCCGCCAGAGCCAGCUGCGACCCCGGUCGUUGAAGAGGGAGCCGUGUACUCCAAGAGGUGCAAGGUGUUCGUGAAGAAGGCAGGGUCGUACCAGGACCGCGGCGUGGGCACGGCCUUCAUCAAGCCCGUGGUGGACGGCACCAAGACACAGCUGGUCGUGCGCGCAGACACCGUGCUGGGCAAUGUGCUGCUCAACACGCUGGUGAGCGCGGCCGUGCCCAUCCAGCGCGUGGGCCCCAACAACGUGGCCGUGGUGUGCGUGCCCACGCCCGACGAGAAGCCCCCCCCCACCACGGUGCUGCUGCGCGUCAAGACCGCAGCCGACGCGGACGAGCUGCAUGACAGCCUCGUCAGCCACAAGAAGUGAGCGCGCAAAGACGCCUGGCGAGGAGCCCGAAUCCCCGCGGCCACGGCUGGCACGGGAGCGACCGCAACCCUGGACGUGCUUGUGAUGUGCUGUUCUGUUGGUUUUACCUCUGUGACGUAUGAAAUAAAAAAUUUUCAUGUUGGUUUUUA
Messenger RNA from Bacillus rossius redtenbacheri, 2043 nucleotides. RefSeq names its product nuclear pore complex protein Nup50 (gene Nup50). Lineage: Eukaryota; Metazoa; Arthropoda; Insecta; Phasmatodea; Bacillidae. The record is from RefSeq and is a predicted model, not a curated record. Bases 191 to 1894 code for a protein of 567 amino acids. Gene Ontology annotation, cellular component: nuclear pore. Gene Ontology annotation, biological process: protein import into nucleus. The transcript is spliced from 5 exons.